AUGGAGAAUAUCGAUAAAAACGUUCGAGUUGGGAUUCUAGCUUGCGUUGGAGGAUUCGCAAUUGGUUACGCCUCAUAUGCGUUGCUAAAUGGAGUUAGAAAUACGAGAAGAGUCGAAAGGGAGAUGCAGCGGCGAAAAUUCGGCGAACUGCUUUUCAAUGAUACUAAUAUGGAAUGCAGAGAUGUUACGACGUUUAGCGAUAUUACGGCACUCGUUGGUUCGGUGUCAGACAGCAAUACUGUUGAUUGCGACUCGACGAAAGAUUAUCUGCAUUUCGAAAUUAUGGAAAAUUACCCGAUUAUCCAGGAUAACAGAACCUUGAUGGCGAAGUACAUAACACCAGAAAUUUACGAGGAAUACUGGAGUAUCGAAACACAAAUGGGAUGCACUUUCGACCAGUUGAUCCAAAGUGGUAUCGAUGUGCCGAAUUUCCCUAAUUGCGGAUUUGUUGCAGGAGAUGCAGAAUGUUACGACACGUUUCGAGAUUUUAUUGAUCCAAUUCUUACAGAAAAACAUAAUGGAUUUAUGAGAGGGGUGCAUCGACAUUGGCGAUGUCUUGAUGCAUCGCAGCUGUCGAAACGUUGCUCAACGUUGGAUCCAAGCUAUGUGGAAGGAGUCUCUUUUACCGCCGGAAGGUCUUUCCUUGGCUACAGAUUUCUUUCAUCUUGUAACCGCGCGGAACGUAGAGAGAUUGAGAAUAAGUUAAGAAAUGUGUUUGAGAACAUCACUGAGAGAAAUGGAAUAGAUUUCAGCGGUGAAUAUUACCGAAUAGGGAAAAAUAACAAUGAACUCUUACGAAAUUUUCCAGCAGACUCUCCAUCUUACUGGGUUGAAAAACCAACGGCCCCUGUAUAUGUGAUCGCAGGAAUCACGAGGGACUGGCCAGAUGCACGCGGAGUCUUUGUCAGUAGUUGCCCUGGUAUCUUUGCUUCGGUGAAUAGAGACGACCAUCUUCGGUUGUUUUGUAGGCAACAAAACGCGGACGUAGCGCAAGGAUUCGCGAGAUUCUGCAGUUUUCACGCGGAGCUAGAGGAGCGAAUGCUAGACGAAGAUAUAAAAUUUGCAUGGCAUAAGGAUUAUGGAUAUUUAUUGUGGUAUCCAAGCGUAAUUGGAACAGGACUGAAAGUCUGCAUAAGCUUACGGUUGCAGCAUUUAUCAAGAAACAACAAACUUGUUGAUGUUAUGAGGAGACUAAGACUUAGGUUCCAGCUUUCGCAACAACCGGAGCGCGCGCAGAUGGGUUGGGUCGAAAUAUACAACGGAGACCGUCUAGGCCUUACGGAGGUGCAAAUAGUUGAGACAUUGGUCGAUGGGGCCUUGAAGCUUAUUGCACUUGAAAAGAAACUAGAAAAUUCCCAAACAAUAGAUCAGUCACUUCCACUCUCAAAGAAGCCUCAUUUAGACGGUCGAGAGGAUGCAGGGAGAUCAUAG
Molecule: messenger RNA, 1431 nt
Organism: Rhopilema esculentum
Lineage: Eukaryota; Metazoa; Cnidaria; Scyphozoa; Rhizostomeae; Rhizostomatidae
Product: creatine kinase B-type-like
Biological process (GO): phosphocreatine biosynthetic process
Cellular component (GO): mitochondrion
Molecular function (GO): creatine kinase activity
Source: RefSeq, a predicted model, not a curated record